Messenger RNA from Pogona vitticeps (central bearded dragon), 2573 nucleotides. RefSeq names its product leucine rich repeats and IQ motif containing 4 (gene LRRIQ4). Gene Ontology annotation, cellular component: cytoplasm. The record is from RefSeq and is a predicted model, not a curated record. NCBI's taxonomy places the organism in Eukaryota, Metazoa, Chordata, Lepidosauria, Squamata, Agamidae. Gene Ontology annotation, molecular function: protein binding.
ACUUCUCCUUCCUCUUCUUUCCUCGCCCAGCGGUGCCUGCCUGCUGAAGAUCAGAUUGCGUCAUCCAUCUCAGUGAAAACUAGGCAUAACAUGCUUAGUGCCUCUAAGAGCUCCCACCAUAAAAAAAUAAAGCCCUCCCGUUCUAGAGCAAGUGCCGCCACUCUAGAAAAUGCCGACGUGCCCGUGAUAUCGGAAGAAGUUACGGAUGAAGAUGAAAAGAUCAUACACGAAGAAACAGUAGGAGAAGAACCCAAAGAGGAGGUGUUUGUGCCCGUGCAGAUCAUAAACCGGAUCUUUUUUCUUGAUUUAGCCAACAAGAAACUGGCAGCGAUCCCAUGGCAAGUUUUUGAUCUGGAAGACCUGGAAGAAUUGCAUUUGGAAAGAAAUAGGAUUGACAGCAUCCCUGGAAACAUUGGUCAGCUUAAGGCUCUGAAAGUCCUUUAUCUGAAUAAGAAUAACAUAGAACACUUGUGUGAAGAACUUGGAGAACUGAAAUGUCUUCAGAGUCUGGACCUCAGCAAUAACCCACUAGCUCACAGUUCACUGAAUACCAUAAGUAAAUUGAGGGCACUUUGCCAGCUCAGAUUAUAUGAUGUAAACCUGGAUGAAUUUCCAGUAGAAAUCUGCAAACAUCUUCAUCAUCUGAAGCUAUUAGGCUUGUCUACCAAUAAUCUGGUUUGCCUUCCCAAGGAAAUCGUCAAUAUGACCAAACUCACAGAGAUAUAUCUCAAAGGGAAUAAAUUUGAAAUAUUCCCCCAAGAACUUUGUCACCUCUAUAAUCUGGAGAUCAUAGAUCUAGAAAAAAAUGACUUGACCUUCAUUCCUGAAGAAAUUUGCUCCCUGGAAGGUUUACUCCAAUUCUUUGUUGCCCACAACAACCUGUCAUCUGUACCCGAUACACUGAGUAAGUGCACAAAACUAACCAUCCUCGAUUUGUCGCAUAACCUCCUGCACAAACUUCCUCGGAGUUUAAAAGAACUGACAGAAAUGAAGGAAUUUGGGUUGUCUGGGAAUGCUUUGGCAAAUUUUCCACGCCAGAUUCGCCGCUGGAAGUCUCUUGUUGUGGUUUACCUGAAAAAUUGUGCUCUGCAAAUGGUGCAUCCGUCUUUCGCCAGACUUACCAGUAUGAUAAUAUUAGAUCUCAGCGAAAACCUUCUGGAGGAGUUUCCCAUAGAGAUUUGUGCCAUGGAAAACCUGGAGAUAUUGGCACUGGAUGACAAUCAGAUAUAUGAGGUACCUCCAGAUGUGCAAAGACUUGCUCAGCUGAAAAGCCUCAGCAUGACUAGCAACAAGUUUGGGUGGUUCCCUGAAGAAAUCUUUCAACUUGGAUCACUAGAGAGAUUGUACAUGGGGCAAGACAAGGGGAUGAAACUGACAGAUUUGCCAGAAAACAUCAGCCUGUUACAGAACUUGAAGGAACUGUACCUUGAGAACAACUAUCUGGAAUAUCUUCCAUCAUCCAUUGGCUCACUGAGUAACCUGCAAAUAUUCGACUGUCACAACAAUUUCCUUAUAGAACUGCCUGACUCCAUCUGCCGCUUACAAGGCUUGCAAAAGCUGCUACUUGAAAGCAACCAGCUAUUUCAAAUCCCAGAGAACUUGGACAGUCUAGAGAAACUACAAGUCCUUACACUUUGUGGAAACCCAUUGAUGGACCCACCAGUGGAAGUAUUUUGUCAGGGGCUACCAGCCAUAUGGCAGUACUUAAAGGAUGCAAGAAUCCGCAAGGCCUGGGCAGUAAAGGUCCAGGCUCGAUGGCGUGGCAUAAUGGUGCGCAAAGGGAUCGGGCCCUAUGCAGAGCUCCAGAGAAUGAUCAAGAGAGUCAAGAAAGAGAAAAAAGAGAAGAAGGGCAAGGAGAAAGGAAAAGGAAAGGGAAAAGAUAAGGGCAAAGAUAAAGGCAAAGGCAAAAAGAAAUAAUGCCAUUAUUGUGACAGAAACAUAGUGAGCAUUGGAAAAAAGGGUAUGAAGGGAGAAAAACAGGGGAAUAAAUAUGGAUGAAACAGGAUGGAAGAGUGUACAGCAAGUCGUUCGUAUAGAUUUUUAGAGAGUAUCUUUCUAGCACUCACUAACUUCAGCUGGUGAGCCAAAGGAGGAGCAGAGUGGAAUAGCUAUGUGCCAGUGGGAAGGGUUUCAAUGUCUACUUCGCCCCCCCCAAAAAAAUCUGGGACACGUCUGUUGUUGCCACCCACCCACCACAUGCUGUGCCUUACUGUACUCUGUCAGGUCAACAAUGUUGUCUUGGUGUCAAGAGGCCUCAAAAAGGUCAAAGCACUGGGAUAUUUUUUAAUAUGACAGAUGACACAAUCAUUUGCCACUCCUCCCUCAGGUUUCACUGUUCCCUCUGAGUUUAGCCAAAGAGCGUUUCAUAGCAAUUUGGUCUAGAAUGGCAAGUAAGACUCAUUAGCUUUUCAAAAGACCUGCUCCUGUUAGAGAUUGCAAAUGAUAGAGGUUGUUUGUUAAUACAGGUCAAUGUAGUUGCCUGCACUGUGGGGAUCUCUUAAGAGGUGUAACGAUAGCGACUCUCCUACUGAAUACCCACAUCUCAAAGUUUACCGCUGUAGCCCUGCAGGUGA